AUGACGAAAAAAUGUUUGCUUUAAUAGUCGCUUCUGAUGGAUAUUAUGUAAGACCAAAAAAUGAUCUUAUAAAAAGAAAAAAAUACCAUUAUACUUUAAAAAGUAGUGGAAAAAAAGUCAAAGCCCACGUUGUAUUUUACAACAAUGACUUAGCAUUGCUUCUAAAAUUAAGCAAUAAUUUAAUCAAUCCUCCCGCAUUCAAUUUACGUCGGCUACUUGAUGCACAUGAAAUCCCAAAAAGUCCAGAGCCAUCAACUUAUUUUCACUCUCACAAUAAUGAGCCAAGUAAUUUAGUUGGUCCAAGUAUUAAUUGUGAUAACAUAGAUUGUCAGCAAUCUACACAGAUUAAAAUAAUUAAUCAAGACUGUGCUAGCGACACAGAUCAUGUAUUAAAUUCUAGUAACUGGCAUGAUCAAAUAACAGAUAUUCGUAAAUAUGCAAGCUGUCCUGAUAUAUUCUCCGAAUGCAAAAAGUCAUUCAGUUUACCAUUCAUUGUUAAUGAUGACUUAUUGGACCUGAAUAACCUUCACCAGCUCGUACCUUUAUCACAGACAGAAAACAACGAAACCAUCAAAGGAGUAAAAGAUGACAGUUUAUUUUACAACCGUGAGUGUGUCGGAUAA
Molecule: messenger RNA, 623 nt
Organism: Microplitis mediator
Lineage: Eukaryota; Metazoa; Arthropoda; Insecta; Hymenoptera; Braconidae
Exons: 3
Coding region: 12-623 (203 amino acids)
Source: RefSeq, a predicted model, not a curated record